AUGUCCUCUGACCCCGACCGGAAACCGGCGUGUACCGUAUGCCGCCAGCGCAAAGUCGCGUGCGAUCGUCGAAGGCCGCGAUGUGGGCUCUGUGCGAAGAGCGGAUUUGAAUGCGGGUAUACACCCCGCGAGCACCGGCCAGGUUUACGAGCUGGAUAUGUGGCCCAGCUGGAAAAGCGGCUAGAAACGCUGGAAAAGAGGAUGGACGAGGUUGUGAGCCGACUGUCCCCUGAGCCGUCAGAAGUCCCUGUGAGCAAUGGAGCGGCUUUGUUGGAUGACCAGCCGAUGAAUCAAGCGAUUGAACCUCGGUCUCAAAAUGGGACCCUGUUGGAUGUGUCCCUGGAUAAUAGCCACGACACAGAAUCAUCGUCACCCCGAUGGCUCGAAGGUCUAGAGUUUGAACUGCGGUCGGUGUGGCUUCAGCAAUACCAAUCAUGGUUUCCAAUCCUGCAUCAUACAUCGGUCGGCAAUGUUCUGUUGGACGACCGUCCCGAGCAGCGCCUGGUUGCGAAAGCGAUCAGGGCUGUGUGUGUACUCGAUGUGGGUGGAAUGCCGUGGGAGCAGAGGCUGGCAUGGUCGCAAAAGAUCCGGGAGGAGGUGAUUCUUGAGUGCCUGACAUCAACGACUCUACGAUCCGUCCAAGCAUUGCUCAUUUUAGCGAUGCUCUUUUGGGGUGAAGGCAAGUGGAGCGAAUACGGAAACCUGAUCGCCAUGUGCAGGAGAAUGUCUCAGCAGCUUGAGGUGUCAGCAGGAGCUGGAGGACCGCGUUAUUCUUUAGGCUCUACUGAAACCUUCGCAAUCAACCCAGAUAUUGACUAUGAAGAACGCUUGCGCACAUGCUGGAUGAUCGAGAUACUUGACAGUGUAUUUGCUUUAAACGUGGGGAGCCAUGUCUCGUCUUCGUCCACCUCGCCAGCUAGGCUUCCAUGCAGUGAUGGAAGCUGGGCUAGUCAAGUCUCGGGAGAAGCAGGAACACGUAUUGAAAAUCUCGAAUUCUCGUCUGGGUUCGCAAUGUGCAUCCAUCUAUGUACCGUUGAGCUCGAGGCGGUGCAUCGAUUCCAGCAAGCUUCACGAGAAUCAAAUAGCACGCCGGGAAAUCCGGACUGGCAAACCACAGCACAGCGGCUGGAUGAGCGGCUCACAAUAUGGCGGGAAGAAUUUGUAGCGGCCGUGUUCCGCUUAAUCAACGCUGUAUCCCACGAGGAUUCGCGUGGCGAAAUGGAACCCUUUAUUGUCUUGACAAAUUGCCUGCUGAAUAUGGGUGUCAUUUCACUGCUACAAUCGCAGUCAUCGCUCCCUCAAGGGGUUCAGUCCGAUUCGGACUCUUGGCCAUAUGCCAACCACCGCUGUAUGUACGCAUGCGAGAACAUGGCCGCCAAGAUCCGUCGCAUGGAAGAAGACAAAUUGAGAUACUGCAGCCCGUUGCUAGUUCUUGCCAUAUUCGUCGCAGCUAGGUUCUACAUCGUGCAUACCAAGUGCCUUCAAGCAGAUGUCUCGGUGAACCUCCAUUCCCUGGCAUACAGCUUGCAUAUCUGUAGCCAUCGCUGGCCGCUGGCGAAGAUGUUCGAAGCUGUAAUUCGGACUGCUGUAGCCGAACACCGGACACCCGUACUUGAGUCGGCGCUACCGGUGGAGUUUUAUGAUCUCCGACAUCAAGUCAUCGACAUUUGCCCUUUGCUACAGCGGUGGAUGGAGAACUCGUGGAUUCCCGUUCCUGGCGCGAUAUAG
Aspergillus puulaauensis is the source of this 1728-nucleotide messenger RNA. Its product is annotated as Zn(II)2Cys6 transcription factor. The record is from RefSeq and is a predicted model, not a curated record. The coding region runs from base 1 to 1728 and encodes 575 amino acids. Lineage: Eukaryota; Fungi; Ascomycota; Eurotiomycetes; Eurotiales; Aspergillaceae. Gene Ontology annotation, cellular component: nucleus. The transcript is spliced from 7 exons. Gene Ontology annotation, molecular function: DNA binding; zinc ion binding; DNA-binding transcription factor activity, RNA polymerase II-specific. Gene Ontology annotation, biological process: regulation of DNA-templated transcription; DNA-templated transcription.